UUUUAUUACACUUGUGUUUACAUCGGAGAGAAAACUGAUUUGUACUACUGGCAUGAGUGUGUGUGAAGGAUUUUCUAAAAGCUGUGACGAGGACGUGUGGCGAACUCCAUGCAGGAAUAAACAUGUACAGUGUACACAGGCAUGUGGGGACGUCCAGUAAUGGAGACGGACAGGAUAGAGAGAAUAGACUGUAACUGCCACUGUACUGUGGUGGAAAUGAGCAGAAAAAUGGGAAACACGUCAGGAUUGGGCAUGGAUUUGAAUAAGGCUUCUCCAAAAGCAGAUGUAGAUUCCGACACGGAGCAGGACUACGACUGCCCCAUCUGUCAGGAGGUUCUGAAAAUGCCCAUCCGCACCAAGAACUGCCACCAUGUGUUCUGUAGGAGCUGUUUUGAGACAGCGGUGAGAAGUCAGGGCCCUCAGUGCCCCAUGUGCCGGAGCCCCGUGUCGGAGAAAGAGCACCAAGCCAGGGAUAUCCAGCAGAGGAUGCGAGAGAAGAAGGGCAGAUGCAGAGCUUGUGGACAAGAGAAAAUUCUCAGCAAGAUGAGGCUCCAUUACAAAACCUGCAGGAAGUAUAUUGAGGAAUUUGGUCCUAUCAGUGCACCCUCCGUACCGCUGCCUACCCGAACGCCUGACGUCCCACAAAACAGUGUAUUUAUCCCCAACAACUUCAUUCCUGCACCCUCUAACAGUGCAGCGAGGGUGUAUACUUGUCCUUACUGCUCCCUGAUGAACCUCAGUGACAUGGCCCUGGUGCACCACUGCCUUCUUCUCCAUCACCAAGAGCACAGCCGAAACACGAUCGUUUGUCCAAUCUGUGCGUGUAUGCCGUUUGGAGAUGCCAACUACGCCAGCCGCAACUUUCUUGGCCAUUUGAUGCGCAGACACCGCUUCAGCUACACCAACUACGUGAAUGAAAGUGAGGAUGAAGAUGUGCAGCUCUUCUGGGCCCUGCAGACGUCAGUCCACCUGUUUUAAAAAAAACUCUUUUAUUUCUGCCUCGGCAGAGGAAACGCACUUUAGCCGAUUGCUGAAAAGCACAUCAGAAGUCGUUGUUUUACUACUUUUUAUUGUUUUAUUCUAGAUAUUAGAGAACUAUCGUCGAUAUUUAAGCCUUAACUGACGUCUUUUCCCAAAACUGAUCUUUUCUCCAAGCACAAAAUGCAAUUUACAUAUUACUGUAAGGAACUGCUGAACAUCAUCUCACCAUCACUGUUCAUUAGCUCUUCUUUACUUUUUUUGUAACAGACCAUCUGACCAUCGAUUUGCACUGAUUGCUGACUAACAUACUGUAUAAAAAUGAAAUCUCAGGAACGUUUUUAUGAUUCGCACAACAGUUUUACAUUCUCUACAGGACAGCAUCUAUAGCGCUUUGGACAGAUCAACCCUUUAUUAGUUUUAAAAGUAUUUACAUUUUCUAGCCAAAAAAUGUGUUAAAAAUGUACUGUGGGUUGUAAUACAUGGGAAACAACAACAAAAACAAAAGAAAAAACUAAAUAAUCAUGUUGGUAUUAUAGAAAUACAGGCACAAAACAUUUAUUUCAAAUUGUGUAAAAUAUAUACAGUAAAUAAAAAAAAAUGUGUUUAUCAA
Clarias gariepinus (North African catfish) is the source of this 1591-nucleotide messenger RNA. RefSeq names its product E3 ubiquitin-protein ligase RNF138-like. The coding region runs from base 142 to 978 and encodes 278 amino acids. The transcript has 7 exons. Lineage: Eukaryota; Metazoa; Chordata; Actinopteri; Siluriformes; Clariidae. The record is from RefSeq and is a predicted model, not a curated record. Gene Ontology annotation, molecular function: ubiquitin protein ligase activity. Gene Ontology annotation, biological process: ubiquitin-dependent protein catabolic process; protein polyubiquitination.